AUGCACCGCCGCUUCACCGCCGCGGCCGCUGCCACUGCACUCCGGCGGUUCUCCAGCCUCCGCCCGCCUCCCCCACCGGACCCGAGGCUCGCUUUCCUCCGCUCCGAGAUCGAUGAACUAGACCUCUCCUGCCCACAAACACAGCCACCACCACCACCACCCCGGGGGCAAUGGCAAGUAGCUGAACAGCCAGGAAGUGGCGGCGCUCGCACGGGGGACAAACCGGUGGCCGUGGACAUCGAGCACCCGUGGCCGGAGUGGGUGGCUCUGAUGGAGCUCCUCCUCCAAAAGGGCCACCUGGACCCCUCCGCCUUCGCCGGCGGCGCGCCGUCCAAGGACUCGAACCUUAUCCGCACCGCCUGCCUCCGCUUCGGCCGCGAGCGCCCGGAGCUCAUCAGGUAUCUAUCAAGAUGGGAUAUUCAGGUUGCUCUGCGUAGUGGGUGCCCUAGCAUUGACAGGAAAGUUGUUAAUUCUGGGAAGCGGUUGCGUGCUCAUGUAGGACUUGAUGAAGGAGAGGUUUGCAGCCAAUGCAAUUUAAGGGGAAGUUGUGAGAGGGCAUAUGUAAGGGCUCGGAAAGAGGAAGUGGGCAGAACUGUGGAUGUUAUGCGCAUCCUUCUGAGUUAUGGUCUUGAUAUCAUUACUGGUAAUAUGGGAAACAAAGCAUGCCUGAACAAGACGGUUAAAGAAUCUGUUAAGAAACUACUGAAUGAGGCUGUCGAGCUUGAUUCCAAGGGACCUGGUUCCGGAACUGAAAAAGCUGCACAGCGUGUGCCAAAGGGUCAAUCUGUUGUACCCACUAAGCAGGGCGAUUGGAAUUGUCCCAAAUGCAACUUCCUUAACUUUGCAAAGAACAUCAAAUGUUUGCGGUGCGAUGGUGAAUUUCAAGAAAGAUACCGGUUAAUGCAUGAGGACCAAGACCAUCUACCUCUCAAAAAGGGUGAUUGGAUAUGCAAAAGGUGCAAUUUCUUGAAUUUCGCAAAGAAUACACGAUGCUUGCAGUGUCAUGACAAACCAACAAACCGUUUACUCAGUCCAGGAGAGUGGGAGUGUGUCUCGUGUAACUAUCUGAACUUCAAGAGGAACGCACUCUGCCUGAGAUGUGGUUGGAAAAGACCAAAAUCCUUAAACAACCCAGACACUGAUGAACCCCGCCGUGAUCUGGAGCAGAAUAACCAUCCCGCUAUUUCAUUUGUUGAAGAUGGCAUUCAACCGAGAAAGCGACAAAUACUGCAGAAGAAGGCUCCACUGUCUGACGAAGAUUCAGAUUUCUGGAGCUCAGAGGAGGAAGGGGAUGAUGACACCGAGAGCAGCAUGCUCCCAAUAAAUAAGGAGUACAAAUUCCUUGACAGUUUUCCCAUUGUUGGGGGCCGGACUGCUAUGUCGCAAGAACCUCUCGAGAGGGAGAAAUGGAAGGAAGAAAUGUACAGGGGAAACCAAGGGACUCUGAGAGAAGUAUCAGAAGAAAGCAGUCGGUCUUCUUUCUGUGUUCCCAGAAGCAUGGAGAUGCUCGAAUCUGAUGACGAUGACAACGAUAUUUCAUCAUGGUUUUCUAGUGGGACUAGAAACAGAAACCUGAAGAGAAUGCUGCGGUGGCAAGGAAACCGGCAGCAUCCAACCGAAAUACCUCACGUCGGGGCUUCGAAUAUUCGUUCUGCUCUCAGCUCAGGAGUCCAGCGCAAGCGCGCAGCUGAGGACCUGCAGCUGGAGGAGGAAGAGGGGUUCUCCAUGGGGUCCGAGGGAUCCGGCCCGGUCGUCGUUCCCAGAAAUUUUAGACUGUUAGAAGAGCUUGAGCGAGGUGAGAAGGGCAUUGGUGAUGGAACUGUGAGCUAUGGGAUGGAUGAUGCUGAUGACAUAUAUAUGCGUUCCUGGACAGGAACUAUUAUUGGUCCACCCCAUACUGUUCAUGAGGGACGAAUCUACCAAUUGAAGCUUUUUUGUGAUACAGAUUAUCCAGAUAAACCACCUACUGUCCGAUUCCAGGCUAGGGUCAAUAUGACAUGCGUGAAUCCAGAAACUGGAGUGGUUGAUCCAAGCCGGUUUCCCAUGCUUGGAAACUGGCAGAGGGAACAUACAAUGGAGGACAUCCUGAUCAGCUUAAAAAAGGAGAUGUCAACCCCUCAGAACCGCAGGCUCCACCAGCCUCAUGAAGGUAAUGAUGAUCAAAGAGUGGAUCAGAAAGGAGUAGCUCGAUGUGUCAUUAUGUAAGAUAUGCGCAUUGCAAUGUAUAGUGUUACACUGAGUAGCAUCAGAUGGCAGAGGCUGAGGAAACCCUGUAAAAUCAUGUAAUUUGGCGGUCGCUUAAUCGCUACUUCGAUCUGAACUGAUGUAUUGCCAGAAAUAAAAUAACUUUGCUA
This is a messenger RNA of Lolium rigidum, 2354 nucleotides long. RefSeq lists its product as uncharacterized. The transcript is spliced from 12 exons. Bases 1 to 2205 code for a protein of 734 amino acids. NCBI's taxonomy places the organism in Eukaryota, Viridiplantae, Streptophyta, Magnoliopsida, Poales, Poaceae. Gene Ontology annotation, cellular component: cytoplasm. Gene Ontology annotation, molecular function: mRNA binding. The record is from RefSeq and is a predicted model, not a curated record.